Molecule: messenger RNA, 7573 nt
Organism: Amphiprion ocellaris (clown anemonefish)
Lineage: Eukaryota; Metazoa; Chordata; Actinopteri; Pomacentridae
Product: E3 ubiquitin/ISG15 ligase TRIM25-like
Exons: 1
Coding region: 4211-5869 (552 amino acids)
Molecular function (GO): protein binding; zinc ion binding
Source: RefSeq, a predicted model, not a curated record
UAACUGCAAACAUUUGUUGUAAAUGAUUUGUUUUGUAUGCCACUUGUUCAUGAUGAGGUGUACAUUUUUGAGCUUUUCAUCAACUAUGCAAUCAGCAACCAAAAAAAAUGGUCAUAUGAGGCUACCUGUUUUUCUUGUUUUUAUUCAAAAUAAAAGAGUAAAAGGUAGAGAACCGAAUCAGCAGACUAAAAGAAAACAGCUUAAUAGUGUCAUUGGCUGCAUUAGGCCCCAAGUAUUCAGCAUAGAUGACAGUGAAACAAUUUACUGACACUACACAAGUCAUCCAGAGGAGUGCGCUGGUGUGACGUUACAGUGAAGAGAAACUAAAAAGACAACCUUGUAGUGAUUCAGCAGUAGCUGUCACCGGUUUCAAGGUGCACAUGAGACAAUGCAAAGUAUCAUCUGCUUUAAGAUCCUAAUGGCCUGUUAUUAUUCUGUCACUAUCUAUAACUCAUAAUGGUUAAUAAACUUCCUGCACAAUCCUUUGAAAAAUCGAGAGACUCACAGCAGAGCCCUGAAACACACACAAAACAGUAUUUUCUUUGUGUUUUAAGUGUGCAGAACAUAGUUUCUUAAGCUUUGAUUUCGCUUCUUAAAUUACACAUUUCGUCUCUUAUCUGUAUUACAUUGCAGAAUUGAUUUACUUGGUUUUAAAAAUGUGAUUUGUAUCUCAAUAUGCACGUUCAUCUCCACUGUACUUUUACACUAAAUGCUAUGAUCUACUUUAUGUCUGAGUGUACUGCUUAUACGUAUUUUCCAUUGAGCUUUGUUCGAACUACAUCGUUAUCGAAUAAACCGUACAGCACAGUAUAUAUUUUACUGUCCAACAUGCACACUACCAAUAAACCAAACCACCGUGGUGCAUCAUUAUAGUUUAGUGUCGGGUAUCUUGCAGCAUGCUCUAAAUGUGGCUUCCUGUUCAGCAACUGUUUCACCCUCUGGUUUCCUCCUACAGGACAUGAGUGAAGUUCACAUUACUUUCUAUUUGUGUUGUAAAAGACCACUAAAGAAAGUAUUACAAUUAAUGUUCUAGGGAUGGUGACUUUCUCUGCCAAAUUCCACAGAUAGCAUUUUAAUAAUUGUUGAAAUACAUGAAUAAAAAAAUAAAUAAAAAUGUAAAAAUCAAGCUCAUAGAGUUGUUGCAGAGGAAAAGCCAGACAAUCACAAUAGUAAGUAUGGUAUAUUAUGUAGGAACGAUAAACAAAUGAAUAAUUUUUUAAAGAAUGACCUUAAGAUGACCCUAGAGGAAAAAUCAGGGAACUGUCAAUGUCAUUAGAAUGAAUUCUCUGAAGACCACUUUUGUAAUCGCUGUUUUUGUGUUCUCCACUGAUACCUUCAUCCUAACUAAGAAACUGUAAUUACCAAAUAAAGUGAACUAUGCUAGUUGCGUAUUACCACCAUUUGAGAAUCCCCAGCAAUGCCAAUGGAAUACUUUAGCUCUGCUCUUACUCUUUAAUCUGACUGCUGUGUUACGUUAGAUAUGAUUUCAGAACAAUACACUGUAAUUGAUGCAGUUUCCUGUUCUGUGGUUUGGCUUGUGCAGCCGUCCACUGGAUGGAAAAACAAACGGGUGAGUAUGUUGAAGUGGAAUCUGAAAGUUUAUUCUUGGUAGAUGUUACAGCAGUACAAGUACAAUCUUUGCCAUUGUGGUUUUACUGUAAUGGAAAUCAAUGCAUGUGUGCUGAAUGAAAGCCAGAGUUGACACAGCAAGUGUCUAAUAAGGUAUUUAUUUGUACUAUACCUGGUACGGAUCAUCAGCAUUGUCGAAUGUGAUUUAAACAUGCUGUGGCUUCAUAUUUUAUCAGUGAGGUUAAUUUUUUGAUACUUUAGCAGAUGUGGCUUUGUGCUUUCUGGUUGGAGUGAAAAUGAAAUUGCCUGAGGGCAGAGUGCUCAGAGCGCUGCAGCCUCAUUGCUAAUUUUAGCUGUUAGUGUGGUUUUUCACACGUUGACACAUUCUAUGCAUUUGAUCAGGACCAACUGAGGCAAACGAGCACGUACUCAAGGGUUUCGGCUGUUCUUUGUCGCACAAGUUGUCUUCACACUGACAGAUUGGCGUGUUUUUAUUGUUCUUUUUUCACUUUAGAAAGAUGUGCACUUAGUUUCCAAAAUCAGUCUUUGCAUUUCAGUGCAAUUUCCAAAUUGCAUGCUAUUAUUUUGACUUUGACCACAAAACUGAAUUAGGGAAUUCUGUUAACUUCCUGACUUCAAUUAAGAUCAGGCAAUAUGUAUUAAAUCCUGGAUGCAUUGUGUAGUUAAUUUUCUUAAAUAAUUUUUUUUAAUCAAUUGAAAAGUUGUUAAUUAGCUAUCUAGGCACACGAGUGUCUGUUUCUGGCUAAUUCAGUGAAUUAGAUACCUGGCUAAGCAACAUAUUAGAUUAUAUUCAUCAUGCAAAACAAUCAAAUGCAACCCAAAAAAUAUCCCGAAUAAAAAUGACAAAAGUGGCUGCUCUCUGAAAUAUAGUAUUCAUCAACAUAAUAUAAUUUCUCUACCACAUUCUUCCUUUUUAGCACAGAUGUGCUGUAUGUUUGUGUCUGCAUCAUUAGCAGAGAGCAUAAUUGAACAUACUGCUUGGACUUAUACAAGCUGUCUUGGCUAACACAGAGGCUAACAGCAUGGACACGGUGUCAUAUUGUAAACUUUUAAUUUGCUGUGCCACUAAAGCAGUUACACCACAUGAUGAAACAUCCAAAGACCAUAAAAUCGUAACAUAAUCUUCGUUUCUCAAUUCACUUAAUACAGAGCAAAGAUGAGGUUUGUCUUAAAAAAAUUUGGAACAUAUAGACUGGUGCGCCCAACUUCUUUCAUCCUGUGUGAGUAGAGCCAGCUCAGUCAAAAUGUCUACCUGCAAGAGAAUAUAGAAAACAGAACAGAAAAAAGGGCAUCAGAGCGCAUCUACUAUGUAAAAUUACCUGCAUGUGUCUUUUUACAGUUCAAAGAAGACCAAAGAAAAUCUACUCGGUUACAAUAAUGACAAUUUUAAAGACUGAUCAUGACAGUACCUCCUCUGACUCUGAUCGUGAUGAAAUGUCCCAUCGCUUCUUCUCCAUUGUCACAUUUAGCCAUGCACUGAUAUCGACCGUCGUCUUCUGGCCUCAGAUUGAGAAUCUCUGUCACUACCUGCCUGUGUCUUAUGUUGCCUUCAUCCACCGUCUCGUUCACUGCAGUGAAGUACUUCCUGGGGUCAGUCAGCUCAGUACUUUUUUUACUGUACUGUGGUGAUGUGUUAUGCCACACAACAUGCAGCAGACCACACUUCUCGUAGUCAUAAUAUGCCUCACAAGAUAAUUGGACUGAGGAGCCCCUUUGAGGAGUGAAGGUCUUCUGUGGGUAAAGAACAUCUACGGCAACUAGAAGUUUAAGAAAACAUGAAGAAAAGAGAGAAAAUAAUAGUUAUUAGGCAGUUCGUGCCUUGCUUUAGUCAUUUCUUUAUUAAUGGCUUCAAGACAUUUUGGAAAGUACACAUAAUCAGUUUCUUUCCAAGAUUUAAAUGAGAAGAUCGAUACCAAUGUCAUAUCUGCUGGUAAAUGCACAUCUACAGUCAGCACUUAGUUAGAAAAACUACAAGCAUUGAACACCAGCAUGUCCAAAGGUAACAAAACCCAUCUGCUGGCAAAACUAGAGGUUACUAAUUAACUUUUAUAGCCAGACUGCUUAAUAUGCACAAAAACCAAAGAGUAAAAAUUACAAGUGGUGGCUUUCUUGGGAAAUUUGUGCUAGAUUUUUUUUUUCUAUUCCAGGGCCAAAAAGUCUUGUCAGUGUUAGGUUGCAGUCUGUCUCUACCCCACAUAGAAAACUAAGGCUUAUUGAGUAUAGACAUAAUAGCAGAUUAAAUUAUUAAGCAAAAUGUCAAAUCCGUUGUUAUCAGACAAAUUGUAAUAAUUCUUCUGUUUUCCUUGAUUCCACACACAUUAGCUGUAAAAUGAAAACUGAAAAUCGUCUAAGAUACAUAAUUUCUGACAAUGGAACUGUUUCUGCUGCACUCCAUUGGAGAGCCUUAUUUGUCAAUUGAAAUUUAUCUGUACAGUGUUUUCCAACUGGAAUCUGGUUUCUGUUAACUUCCCACACAAUUUGGACUCCACUGAGUAAACAAGGGCUUAGCACAGAACACGUGUUUGAUAACCACUCCUCUUACUGGCAUGUAAUCAAACCUGUUACCACUCCCUUUUCCUUCUUCGGGAGUUUUAUUAUUGUUGUCUUGAAGUGAAGUGCAAUGGCGCUGCAGCUGUACAAGGAGAGACUCUGCUGUUCUAUCUGUCUGGAUCUACCGAAGGAUCCAGUGACUAUUCCCUGUGGGCACAGCUACUGCGUGAGCUGUAUCAAAAGCCGCUGGGACAAGGAGGGUCAAGAUGAAAUCUACAGCUGCCCUCACUGCAAACAGACCUUCGCACCAAGGCCUGUCCUGGUGAAAAGCGCCAUGUUUGCUGAUUUUGUGGAAGCGCUGAAGGAAGGAAGUCUUGAAGCUGCUCCAGCUGAUCACUGCUGUUCCAAACUUGGAGAUGUGGGAUGUGAUUUUUGCACUGGAAGCAAGCUGAAAGCCCUCAAGUCCUGUCUGGUGUGUCAGGUUUCCUACUGUGAGCUCCACCUACAGCCUCACUACAAAUCCGCAGCAUUUGAAAAGCACAAGCUGGUUGAACCCUUGGAAAAUCUGCAGGAGAAAUUUUGCUCCAUUCAUGACGAGGUGAUGAAGAUUUUCUGUCGCAGUGAUCAGCAGACCAUCUGCAUUUUGUGCUCCAUGGAUGCACACAAAGACCACGACUUAGUCUCAACUUCAGCAGAGAGAAACAAGAAACAGAUGGAACUCAGGGUGAGUCGGGAGAAAAUCCAGAUGAGAAUCCAACAAAAAGAGAAAGAUGUGAAGGUGCUUCGGCAGGAGAUGGAGACUAUCAGUCACUCUGCUGAUAAGGCAGUGAAGGACAGUGAAAAGGUCCUCGCUGAGUUAAUCUGUUUCAUUGAGAAAAGAAGCUCUGCUUUGAAGGAGCAGAUUAGAUCCAAACAGAAAGCUGAAAUUAGUCGGGUCAGAAAGCUCAAGGAGAAGCUGGAGCAGGAGAUAACUGAGCUGCAGGUGAAGGACGCUGAACUGGAGCAACUCUCACACACUGACGACCACAUCCAGUUUGUCCAUAAAUACCUUGUACUGUCACAUCUAAGUGAAUCUACAGACUCACUAUUCUUAAAUAUCCAACCUUUGACAUACUUCGAUGAUGUGACAGUGACUCUGUCAGAGACUCGAGAUCGGCUACAGGACAUCCUCAAUGAGGACUGGCUAAAAAUCUCACAAAAAGUGAUCGAGGUCGAUGUUUUACUGCCACAUCCCGAACCUGAAACUAGAGAGGAAUUCUUACAAUAUUCUCGUCAAAUCACACUGGAUCCCAACACUGUAAACGCACAACUCUCACUGUCUGUGGGAAACAGGAAAGCAACAGUGAUGAGAGAAAAGCAGUUGUACUCCAGCCACCCAGACAGAUUCACUGACUGGCUUCAGGUCCUCAGUAGACAGAGUCUGACUGGACGUUGUUACUGGGAGGUGCAGAGAAGCAGUGGGGGAGUUUCAGUAGCCGUCACGUACCACGAUAUAAGCAGAACAGGGAACGAAAGCGGAUUUGGAAACAACGACAAAUCUUGGGCAUUAGGAUGUUUCGACCUGAGUUAUUAUUUCAGACAUAAUAAUAUGAGAACUGUACUCUCAGGCCCUCAAUCCUCCAAGAUAGGAGUGUUCUUGGAUCACAAGGCAGGAACUCUGUCUUUCUACAGCAUCUCUGACACCAUGACUCUCCUUCACAAAGUCCACACCACUUUUACUCAGCCACUGUAUGCUGGAAUCUUGAUUUACUGGGCUGGAGACUCUGCUGAGUUAUGUGAGCUCAAGUAGACGACACCUAUUAAAAGGGUAAAUGGGUCAGAUUCUGAUUUUAAAGGAGGUCUUUCUUCUGCACUGCAUUCUUUGCUAUGAACUUUAGAGUCACCUGUCAGCUUAACAACAAGGGCUGGACUUCUUCCUCCUUUAAGACUGUUGAUGCACUUUAAGUUAUGGCAACUUUUUCUUUUUUUUCUGUACUAACAGGAAGCUUGUGUCACUUUUUAUUGUCAAGAUGAUUUUCACCAGAAGUCAGUGACAUCUGAUUGUUGCCUUUUACGGUGUUCUUCUGUUUCAUGCUCAUUUUGAUUUCUGUCGCUUCUUAAAUCCAUUUAAAAUAUAAUAGGUAACUGUAAAUGUAUGUAUGUCAACAUUUUGAUGGAAAUAGUGAAAUAAUAUGCUGGUAAACUGCGGCCUUUGUCAAAAAAUGUUUCAUGGGGUUUGUAAAAAUGUCCUGAACUCAAAGACCUCUUUCAUUUUACAGUAUUUGGCAGGAACUGUGCACAGCAGAAAUAUAAUGCAGCAAAGUCACACUAUCAAAUAAGUUAGUAAGGAUUUUUAUAAAUACAGUGGUAGAAAAAAGUUUUCGGACACCCUUAAGAUUUGACAUAAUCUCAAAUAUUAUUAUAAAAUAUUUGUGGAAAAAUCUUUUUUGUUUUUCAAAAGGUGUGGCUGCUUUAGACAGACACAAACAAAUACAAAUGAUUUUUUUGUUUAUUGUUUACAAGAAAAACUAACAAAACUAAAUUCUACCAAAAUGACCCUAUACUCAAAAGUUAUUUUUUAAUGGAACCAAUCAAUUUGUGAGUGAGUUUAAAUAUCUUGGCGUAAUGCUGGAUUCAAAUUUCAAUUUUAAGUCACACAUCAAAAACCUUGUAAAAAGUAUAAAGUAUAAUCUGAUAAACUUUUGGCACAUUAGAGGCUGUCUGUCUGUGGAUGCUGCAAAGACCUUCAUGCACGCUAUGAUCCUGUCCCACAUGUCGUAUUGUAUCACAUGUUGGGGACAAGCUGGGCAGACAGUCAUCAAACCGCUGGAGCCUCUUUACAAACAGACUGAAAAUCCUGGACAAAAAAUAAAUGCAAUACCACCAUUGCAGGAUUUUAGAUAAGCAUCAUCUUCUGAGCUUUGAAAGUUUUAAAUUAUAUUCAAAUAUGUGUCUUGUUUUUAAAAUUUUAAAUGGUUUGGCCCCUCCUCCGCUGCGCCAGUUCGUUCAGUAUCGCUCGGCACAAUCUAUGAAAUCCACGAGAAUAUCUUCCACCACUGACUGUUCAAUACCUUUUCGACGUGCCUCCUUUGGACAGUCAGCUUUUUCUGUAAAAGCUACAACUCAGUGGAACACCCUGCCUGACGACAUUAAGAACUGUACUUCUAUCAGUAGUUUUAAAAGCAAACUGAAAAACUUGCUUAAGAACACUCAGAACUGCAACCAUUAAUGUCUUUUUAAUUGGUAUUUGUGUGUGACUGUGUGUACAUGUGUGCUUUUAGGAGUGUGUGUAUGUAUAAUGUUUUGUUUCACUGUGUCAUGUACUUUUUUGUAACAUUUUAAUGUUUUGAUGUUUUUAUUGUGACCUGCCAAGGGACUUGCAGAUGGAAAUUAGCUUAAAGCUAACUCUGGUGCAAUACAUCAAAUGGAAACAUUUAUGUUUAAUAUUGUACAUGAUCCCUUUUUAAAUAAACUGAUAAUAAUAAUAAUAAUAAUAAUCAUUUUAAGUUUUCAA